Molecule: messenger RNA, 8932 nt
Organism: Microplitis mediator
Lineage: Eukaryota; Metazoa; Arthropoda; Insecta; Hymenoptera; Braconidae
Exons: 6
Coding region: 153-8531 (2792 amino acids)
Cellular component (GO): extracellular region
Molecular function (GO): chitin binding
Source: RefSeq, a predicted model, not a curated record
UCUUAUAAAAAAUUGAUAAGACAAUGCAACUUUAUAAAAUAGCGAUCGUCUAACAAUUAAAUUCAGUUACUCAUUAUUCUUUCAGUUGUCAAUAUUUAAAUAAUUAGUCAAUAAAUUUAUCUUUUUUCUUUCCUAUUGUUUUUUUGUUCAAAAUGCAACAUCGUUUGACGUUAGCUGCUGUGAUACUAACAAUUAAAUUGUUUAGUGCAUAUGCUGAUAAUGCUGAUGGAAUCCCGACAGAAUGUCCGCAAGUGGAUCCAAUGAAUACAACAAUCCAUCUUGCCCAUGAGUUUGACUGUUCAAAAUUUUAUGCUUGCUCUAAUGGCCGAAAAAUUUUGAUGAUGUGUCCUUUGAUGGACGGUAAUGGUAAUAAGUUACAUUUUAAUCCAAAGUUACAAGUCUGCGAUUGGCCAAAUCAUGCGGGAUGUAACGUAUCUACUAGUACAACUACGCUGGUGACUGAAUCUACAAUAAACUUGAAUACUGAUAAUUCAACUGAAUCGAUUGAAACAACCGUUAGUUUAUCAACAGAAUCGACGGAAGCUGGUAACUCUUCAAAAAUAACAGAAACUACAACGGAAUCAUCUUGGAGUUCUAGCGAACAAUCAACGGUAGCUAGUUCUACUGAAGGAAAUAUAAUUUCAUCAAGUACAUCAACAGACUCUACACCUCAAAAUACCGAUAGACCUUCCGAGUCUAUGCCAAUAACAACAGAAGAAUCAACAGUAUCAAGUACUACUGUUACGAUAGCUCAAACAACAGUUCCAUCACAAUCUACCGCGCAUAUAACGAAUAAGCCUCCAGUGCCUAGUUCUACUGUUACAGAAGCUGAAACAUCAGUAACGCCACAAUCAACUACUCAUAUAUCUGAACCCACCUCAGAAAGUACGACUAGUCCUUCGGAAUCAACACCUGUGACAACAAGUAAACCUUCAGUGCCUAGUUUUACUGUUACAGAAGCUGAAACAUCAGUAACACCGUCUCCAAUUACAGCCGAACCUUCAAACACAUCAUCUGCUGUCACUGAUCAACCUUCAGUAUCCAGCUCUACUGUUACAGUGGCUGCAACAUCAGUUCCAUCACAGUCUACUACUCAUAUACCUGAACUUACUUCAGAAAAUACAGCUAGCCCUUCGGAAUCAACACCUGUUACAACAAGUAAACCUUCAGUGCCUAGUUCUACUACUACAGAACCUGAAUCAUCAGUAAUAUCGCAAUCAACAGAGUACGUGACUGACUCGAGUCCUCAAAGUACCACUGGAUCUUCAGAAUUAACAUCGGUAACAACAGGAAACCCUACAGUACCUAGUUCUUCUAUAACCGAAUCAACAUCACACACUACAACAUUUUCUCCUACAUCAACUCUUCAAACUUCAUCUAGUCCAGAUAAAACUACUAACCAAUCUACAAUGCCUACAACACAAUCUACUGAAUCGUCGACUUUUUUAACAUCAUCAAUAACUCACAACAGCACAAAUACCCCGGCAAUAAUCACCACCAAUCAAACGGAAAUCACCACCACAACCACCACCACAACCAACAUCACCAUUCCAACUCAAAUCACAACCAGUCAAACGGAAACAACCACAAUUCAAAUCACCACCAAUCCCACCAUAAUCACCACCGAUGAUUUUAAUUCAAACGAAACAACAUCUUUCCUACCUACCCCACUUCCUGAAUGUACAUCCAAUGUAUCUGGAAUUUUAUAUCCUCAUGAAUCAAAUUGCUCAUUAUUCUAUGAAUGCAAUCAUGGAGACCUAGUUUUACUCGACUGUCCCGAAGGACUUUAUUUCAAUGCAUCUCGUCAAAUUUGCGUCUGGCCUCAUGAAACAAAUUGUCAGCAAUUAUCAUCAUCAAAUUCUUCAACCACAGUUUCUGCAAUUUUAUCAACAACUGAAACACCAUCAGCGAAUAUUUCUAUCUUAUGCCCUGCUGACAAUUCAAAGGAUGGAGUAUUGUAUCCUCACGAGUGUGUAUGUAGCAAAUUCUACACCUGUACUAAUGGACAACUCGUUCUAAGUCAAUGUCCAACCGGUUUAGAUUUUAAUCCUAGAUUAGAUACUUGCGACUGGCCAGAAAAUGCUAAAUGCCAGCUGUCUUUAUCCUCAUCUCAUGUAUCUUCAACAACUGAAUCCCUAACGACAAAUAUUCCUGUCGAAUCAGCUAAACCCAUUGUACAAAAUUCAACACAAUCAGACAAUUUAGUUGAUCAAUCUUCAGUGUCAACAAGUAUUCCAGUUGAAAUUAUCAAACCUAUUAAACCAAACUCAACACACUCGAAUACUUUCAUCGACCAAUCUUCAGUAUCUAAAUCUGAAUGUCCAGAAGAUGGAUCAGAUUCACAAAUUCCUCACGAAACUAAUUGUCGUCUUUACUAUGAAUGUAAAGAUGGCGAGAAAUUAUUGAAAGAAUGUUCAUCGGGAUUAGAAUUCAAUCCGCUGCUCCAAGUUUGUGAUUGGCCGGAAUAUGCUGGGUGUUCACAGCCUCAAAGUACUCAAGGAACUACCACAGAAAAAAUUGUAACUUCUGCACCAGUAGUUGAAUCUACUACACCAAUAAUUCAAUCGUCUACACAAAAAAAUGAAACUUCUACGCCGAAAAUUCAAAGUUCUACGCCAGAGUUUGAAACUUCUACAUCGAUAGCUGAAACUUCUACUCCAUCAUCAGAAAAAUGUUUAAGACCAUGUCCAGAAAAUGACCCAAUCGAUUAUACAGUUUUAGUUGAAAAUGAAAAUUGCUCGAAAUUUUGCAAAUGCAGUCAUGGAAUCCCUUACGUAUUAAACUGUCCCCCGGGUCUUUAUUUCGAUUCAUUACAACAAACAUGCGAUUAUCCGGAAAGAGCUAAUUGUAUAACAGUAAUUAUCACAAUUAUUUUUGGGAUCAUCGCAUUGGGAUCGACAAUUAAAACGACUACCGAAAAUAAUUGUAUUGGAAAAUGUCCUGAUGAAAAUUUUCUGAAUGCGUCAAUAUUAUUGGCGCACGUUAAUUGCACAAAAUAUUGUCACUGCAAUCAAGGAAAGGCUAUUGUUAAAAAUUGUGAAUCAAAUUUGAUGUUCAAUUUUUGUGAUGGAAUUUGUGACAAGCCAAAAAAUGUUAAAUGCCGUUCUGAUCAAAUAGGCAGCGAUGGUACUCCAAAUUCAAAAGAUGACCAAAUGCUGUGGACAAUUGUUGUUUUAAAUGGAAUUGCAUCUGCCUCCGAAAUCGAUUAUUUACAACUGAAUGAUCCAUUUAAUUCAGUGAACAAAAUUGACCAAAUAGCAUACGAUUGUUAUGGUGAAUGCCCAAGAAAUGAGUUGAGAAAAGUUUUUUUACUCGCUAAUCAAGAUAAAACAAAAUAUUGUCGUUGCAUAUAUGGAUUACCCUAUCUUCGAAAGUGUCAUUCAAAUUGGGUUUUUAGUCUAGAAGAAGCUGAAUGUAUUGAUCCAUCAAAAUCUAUAAGUACCAACAAUUUAACUGGUUUCAUUAAAUCGUUAUGGAAAAAAACAUCGUCAGUAUUUGACAGUAGAGAUAAUAGUUUAUCGGCAUCAGUCCAAAGAAUAAAUGAUGGGAGCAGAUGUAUAGGUAAAUGUUCAAAAGACAUUGCACAUGUAGCUAUGUUACUCGCUCACGAAGAUUGUUCUAAAUUUUGCCAAUGUAAAAACGGCCAUAUAAAUGUUAAAACAUGUCGAGAUAAUAUGGAAUUUGAUUAUCAAGAAGCAAGUUGUGUCCCGCAUGGAACAGCACAUUGUAAAAGUGAGUCUACAAAACCUGUGCCGUCUUAUAAUUGCAUUGGAACAUGCCCGCACGAUCUUUCGGGCGUAGCAACUUUAUUAGCUCACGAUGACUGUCUGAAAUACUGUGUCUGUAAAAAAGGAAUACCAUAUAUUAGAGAUUGCCCUCCUGGCUAUCAUUUUGAUUUUAACGGCGCACAGUGUUUAGAACCAGAGGUUGCUAAGUGCGAUCGGUUAAAUGGCAUCGUAUCCAAUACUGUCGAUUGCAUCGGUACUUGUACAAACGCCACAGAUGUCAACAAAGUUUGCUUACUAGCUCACAAAGAUUGUCACAAAUAUUGUGUGUGCAAAAAUCUUAAUGUAACUGUCCACGUUUGUGAAAAUAACUUAUACUUUCAUUUAAAAACGCAACGUUGUACUAGUAAAGAAGAAGCUGGAUGUCUAGAACCACUACCACCACCAACAUCAACACCACCACCACCACCACCACCACCGGGAUGCCUUGGUGUCUGUCCAACAGAACCCAUUGCAAAUGCAACAUGCUCAACUCCACAUACCGAUUGUACUAAGUACUGUUUGUGUGAUAAUGGAAAUUCUAUUGUAAAAGAUUGUCCGAAAGGUCUUCAUUUUAGUGUUAAAGAGGGUAUUUGCGUUGAUCCAAAAAUAGCUGAGUGUGAAGUUCCUGAACCACCGAAUGAAGGUUGUCUGUCUUUAGAAUGUGAUGCAGAUCCAAAUAAAGCAUGUAUUAUUAAACAUUCAAAUUGUACUAAAUAUUGUAUAUGUUAUAAUGGAACAAUAACAAUUAAUCCCUGUCCUAACGGAGAACAUUAUAAUUUUGAAUCACGUAAAUGUGAUAAGCCCGAAAAUGCUGGUUGUGAUAAUUCAAUUACACCAAUUCCACCACUCACUUGCGAUCAACAUACAUGCAGUUUAAAUUCAAAAUGCCUAUGGCCCACUAAUGAAUGCACACAAUACUGCGAUUGUCGCAAUGGUGUGACAACUAUUGAAAAUUGUCCACAGAAUUUGCAUUUCAAUCCUAUAAGUGGGAUAUGUCAAGAUCCGUUAAUUGCUGGAUGUGGAAGUUCAAUACCAACCAUUCCAAGUCCACCGAUUCCAGUAUUAAUAGGAUGCUUAGAGGAAUGCAAAGCUGACAAUGAUCCUGAAAAAAUUUGUUUCCAACCCAACGAAGAUUGUAAAAAAUAUUGUACCUGUCGCAAUGGUACAAAAAUGGCUUAUGAUUGUCCAAAGGGCUUACAUUUCAGCAAAGACAAAAAAGAAUGUGUUGAUCCAGCAAUUGCAGGAUGUGUACCUUACAAUUGUAUCGGACAAUGUCCUAAUUAUGAUUCCGCGGCUUGUUUGCUUAUGCACGGUGACUGUACAAAAUAUUGUCACUGUAUUCGUGGUGCGCCAAUUGUUAAAAACUGCGAUUCAGGUCAUUUCAGUUUGGACCUUGCACGUUGUGAUAAUCCAAACGUAGUUAAAUGUGAUCGUAUUAAUGGCACUGUUAAUUCUCAUUGGUCUUCUUGGCGAUCAAAUAAAAUCACAAGUAAUCGAAUUCACAAUCGAUAUGCAAAAAAAAUUAUUUCGGAAAAUUGUAUUGGAAAUUGUCCUCAAGAAGAUAUUACAGACGUUGCAGUUGUUUUGCCGCACAAAAAUUGUUCAAAAUAUUGUCAUUGUAUUAAUAGACGUGCGUACGCGGAAUCAUGUCCAAGUGAUUUACGCUUCAGUGUACACAAUGCCACGUGUAUAAGCCCACAAUAUGUAGAAUGCAACAUUAUGAUAGCAUCAACGACGGUAUUGAUUAUAGUAACAUCACAACCAAUAGACAGCAAUCGAUGUAUGGGAAAAUGUCCGCUGUCAAAUAAUCGAUUCGAUAAUCCAACUCUACUAGCACACGAAGAUUGCACAAAGUAUUGCUUCUGUCAAAAUGGAUGUCCAACGGUUAAAACAUGUCCAGAACGUUUCCAUUUCAGUUGGGACGAGCGGAUGUGCUUGCCCAUUGGUGUAGCCAAGUGUGACGAUCGUAUUAAUUGCUUAAGAAAGUGCCCAUUUGAACAUGAUGAAAAAAGUGUAUUAUUAUAUGCCCAUGAGAACCGCGGUAAAUAUUGUCACUGUCAUGAAUGGGGUAUAGUGACUGUAGAAAACUGUCCAGAGUCUUUAAUAUUUGACCCAGGGUAUGGUUUUUGUAAAGCUAUUGAAGAUUGUAAUAAUACGAUUACUCAAAAACCACAUAUAUGGACUUUAUGGCCAAACUUAUCAACAUCAACCGUAGCACCUAAAAAUGACGUUUCAACAACACCAUUAGACAUCUCAGUGACUGUACCACCUGUAGAUGAUGAACCAAAAACUCCAGUAUAUCACCCAGCGCAUUCAACUUCAACAUUAGCACCUAAAAAUGACGUUUCAACAACACCAUUAGACAUCUCAGUGACUGUACCACCUGUAGAUGAUGAACCAAAAACUCCAGUAUAUCACCCAGCGCAUUCAACUUCAACAUUAGCACCUAAAAAUGACGUUUCAACAACACCAUUAGACAUGUCAGUGACUGUACCACCUGUGGAUGAUGAACCAAAAACUCCAGUAUAUCACCCAGCGCAUUCAACUUCAACAUUAGCACCUAAAAAUGACGUUUCAACAACACCAUUAGACAUGUCAGUGACUGUACCACCUGUGGAUGAUGAACCAAAAACUCCAGUAUAUCACCCAGCGCAUUCAACUUCAACAUUAGCACCUAAAAAUGACGUUUCAACAACACCAUUAGACAUUUCAGUGACUGUACCACCUGUAGAUGAUAAUCUAAGAACCCCAGCAUAUCACCCGAAGCAUUCAACUUCAACAUUAGCACCGAAAAAUGACGAUUCAACAACACCAUUAGACCUUUCAGUGACCGUACCACCUGUAGAUGAUGAACCAACGACUCCAGGAUGUCCUCAUAAGCAUUCAACUUCAACAUUAGCACCUAAUAAUCAUGGAUCAUCAACAGAAACUAAAAAUUGCAGCUGUCCAGAAACACCGAAAACGAUUAAAAUAUCAAAUGGUGUUGAUGGUUGCAUCGGUUACUGUCCACCAGAAAAUGAUCGUAGCUACACAGAACACUUACCUCAUGGAAUUUGUAAACUUUAUUGUAAAUGUGACUGGGGUAUACCUACUGUCAUGGAGUGUCCAAAGAAAUUACAUUUCAACCGUAAUCUUAAAAUAUGCGACUAUCCCGAAGACGCUAAGUGCUCUGGAAUAGGAGGAUUUAACAGAUUCUCAACGAUACAAUUUUUGUUUGUUGGAUUUAUUUGUGGAAUAACUGCAGCAUCGGAAGUGUGUAUUGGUAAAUGUCCUGUACAAUCAUCAUUAAAUGGUUCAGUAAUAUUUUUGCCGAAUGUUAAUUGUUCGAAAUAUUGUGUCUGUGAUCAUGGACGACCUAUUGAAAUGCCAUGUCCAGCAAAUUUACAUUUUUCCACUGAAAAUAAUACUUGUGCUGAUCCAGAACAAGCUAACUGCAUUGAUGUCACACCAAUAACUAAUCCAACAUCUGAAGAAUCAGAGCAAGAAUACGAUAAUUUUUUAAAUUAUUUACAUAACUUUGAAUCUAACAAUUCAUUUAAAUUUAAUUCAAAACCAGGAAUUCGUUACAACACUUAUUGUGCAAAUCCAACAGUCGACUGUCGUGACAAACCUCUAAGUUGUAUUGGAAAGUGUCCUACUGAUCAUCCACAACAAAUUUAUUUGCUUGCACAUGAAGACUGUACUAAAUAUUGUAUAUGCCAAAAUUAUAUGCCAGUAACCAAAUUAUGUUCUCAAGAUCUUCAUUUUAGUAUUGACGAUGCAAUGUGCUUGGAACCAGAGAAGGCUCUGUGUGACGGUGUUAAUGGUUAUAUAACAACAACAACAACAACAACAACAACAACUCCCUCACCAUCUUAUAAAUGUACAAGCGAAUGUCCAUUUUACGAUAAUCCAGACUUGAUUAUUUUAGUGGCACACGAAAUUUGUGGAAAGUAUUGUCAUUGUAAAAAUGGGAUUGGUGAGCCAAAAGAUUGCCCAUUAAAUUCACAUUUCAGUUUAUUGCAUGGUACAUGUGUUGAUCCUGAUAUUGCCCAAUGUCCUUAUGCUAAUGGUAUUGAAAAACCUACACCAGUAACACCGGAAUCAGAAACACCAGCAACACCGGAAUCAGAAACACCAGCCACACCGAAACCAGUUACACCAGCGACACCGGAACCAGUUAUGCCAGUAACUCCGGAACCAGACAAAUCAGGUUGUAUUGGGACAUGCCCAUCGUAUAAUAAUCCAACUUAUACAGCUCAAUUGCCUCAUGAAGACUGCAAUAAAUUUUGUAAAUGUGAUUGGGGACAACCAGUUGUAUUGGAUUGCCCACCAUCUCUUUUUUACAACCCAAAUCUUUUAGUCUGUGAUUAUCCCUAUGCAGCAGGAUGUACAGGAAAUAUUCAAAAUUUUGAUACUUAUGACAUGAUGAAAAAAUUUAAUAUCAACGAAAACUACCGUAAAGAAAACGUCUCAUCAGCAGACUGUGUUAAACCAUGUCCAUUGACCAAUCCACCCAACAGCACAGUCCACGUGGCUCAUAAAAACUGUACGAAAUUCUGCAAAUGUUCUUACGGAACUGCUUGGGUGAUGGACUGCCCAAAAAAUUUGUAUUUUAAUCCCAAAGAACAAGUCUGUGAUUUCAAAUUCAAUGUCCACUGCAAUGAAAAUGGACCUUGGGUCGACGAGAAAAAAAUAAAUAAAGAGACUAUGAUCAAUAAAUUGGAUACUGAUGAUGACGAAAAUUCAAUUUGGAGAAAAUUUAAACGCCUAUUACGUUAUUAAUAUCAAGCAUAAUAAUAACAGCAAGCAAACAUAAUAAGGUAUUUCCAUCACCUGUUGCUUAGCAUUAUUCAUUAAAUUUUUCUAAAAAUAUUUAAAUGUACAACUUAUGUCUAUAUUUAUAACAGUAGGCAUUAGACUGACAUUUUUAUGAGUCUCGGAAACCCGGAAGCCAAUAACGUAAUUUUAUUAUUGAGUUAUAAACGCAGCCUUCGAAAAUUAAUUUUUAAUGUCAUUGUAUUCAACUAAAUUUACUUAGUUAGUAAUAAAACUUAUUGUUUUUUUUUUUUUUAUUUUUAAUGAUUAAUUAUUAUUAAAGUGUGUAUUAUAUUAUUAUUAUUAUUAUAAAUAGUAAUAGUUAAGAGUGUACAAUAUAUUAUGAUCUUAUGGUACGAUUAAUAAAG